GAUUCUUGUUAGAUAAGUGGAUAUAUUUAAUAUAUUUAAUAAAUGUACACUGAUUGACUUAUUUCAAACACAUUCGGUGCUCACAAUUAAAAGAUGGAUUUUUUUAUACUAACCAUUCGGUUUAUUAUUGCAUUGAAUUUCCUCGCCGAGUUAAUCAAUUGGUUAAAAUAAACACUGAACGUGUUCGUCCGUUCGACGGUUCGUACUUCGUAUAAAUGUUUGCGCAAUCAAAGCGGUUUAUCUGAAUGAAAAACUCAAGGUUUUCCGAAAAUGGUAUCGAUCUACUGGCAAGCAAUUCUAAAAAUUGUUAUAAAACGUGUCGUUGAAUGUACUUAAUGCGGAGUAGAAUUCAUUGAAAAGAAAAUUCAUAUUCGCGUAUUUAUAUAUACACAAAAAACACCCACUACAACACUACGAUAGCGAUGGCGACAGAUAUAACGCGGGUGUACAUAUGCGGCCCUCACAGCACGGGUAAAACCACUCUUCUCAAUGACCUCCGACCGCACGUGCCCGAGUUGCACGUGCUUCACGAAGUCGCGCGCGGGAUCAUCAAGAGUCACGGGUGGUGUCGAGACAACUACGUUCCCGACAAGCACCCGGAAGUGUUCAAGCAGUUGAAUGUGGAGAUUCUCGAGGCGCAGAUCAAACUGGAGAGGGAAUACUCCGAGCAGGGAAAACAUUUCAUCUGUGAUCGUGCCAUCGACCCGAUCGUUUACGGACAGUACUAUGUGGGACCGGAAGCACGUGACGUCAUGCUUGGACUCCCUGGUUUGUCCGGCUGGUUUGAGAGUUUACGACGUUCUCUCGUGAUCCUGGUGGCGCCUCACCACGAGAUCAUCAAAGACGACAGCGUUCGGCUGACCUCGAGCAUUGAAGAGCUGCGCGAUUUUUACAACGUGUUCGCGGCUGAGUUGAAUUACCAGAAGAUCCCGUAUGUAGCGCUGUAUGACCUUGACCGCAAGGUCAGGGUCGAGCGCGUGUUAAAUGAAUUGAAGAAGUUCCAGACCAGUCGAACAAGGUUCUAAUUUGCGUUUUAAUUAUGUCAAUUUUUUUUAUCUUUAUAGAUUUUAUUUGUUACAAAUGGCAUCCUGUAAGUUCUUUUUCAUAUUAACAUUUAAUCCUUUUUCAUAUUUACAUUUAAUCCAUAUUUUCAGACAUUGUAUUUACGUUGGAUUUGUGAUUAAUCAAAAUGACAUUGAAUGGCUAGUAAGUACCUCAUACGUGAACUGUGUAUAUACAUGUACAUCGCGAGCUUGGUAUUAAGAGAAAUAACUUACGAAUACAUAUUUAUUUUUCAACUUUAAGAGUUGUCUUCUUUUGGCCAUUAAGGGCAUUUUAACAUCAGAUAAACUAUGUAUGGUUUGAACAUUAAAUAUAUGUUCAUUUAUUGACAAAUACACAUGUUUCAAUUAAAUUUGGAUUCGUG
Dreissena polymorpha is the source of this 1426-nucleotide messenger RNA. RefSeq lists its product as uncharacterized. Bases 423 to 1025 code for a protein of 200 amino acids. The record is from RefSeq and is a predicted model, not a curated record. Lineage: Eukaryota; Metazoa; Mollusca; Bivalvia; Myida; Dreissenidae. The transcript has 4 exons.